CUCAGGCCCAGGGCCCAGGCCGGCUGAGCGCUCUGUGCUGGACGGAGAUGGCCUGGGUGCUGGUCGCUGCCUUUUGCCUUCUGAGCGGUGCCUACGCCCAGGAGUGGGGUGUGACACUCGCUCCAGGGCCUGUUGAAAGAUGGGCCGGCUCCUGCGUGACCAUCCCCUGCUCCUUCAUCUACCCCGCAGGGUGGACGGUCAGUGCCGUGAUCUGGACACGGGACGGGAAUCAAACCGUGUAUCACUCGGACGAGGCUCGUGUCCACGCUGCCUUCAAGGGGCGCGUCCGCUACCUGGGGGACCAGCAGGACAACUGCUCCCUGCGGGUGGCGGGGCUGCGCCCCAGCGAUCGGGGCACCUACCGCUUCCGGUUCUACGCAGCAAGCGAUGGCAAGAGUGACACAUGGACGGGUCAGCCAGGACAGCGGCUCAGUGUCUCCGAGCCGCUGAGACUGACCCUGCAGCCAGCAUAA
This is a messenger RNA of Mauremys reevesii (Reeves's turtle), 473 nucleotides long. Its product is annotated as sialic acid-binding Ig-like lectin 12. The record is from RefSeq and is a predicted model, not a curated record. NCBI's taxonomy places the organism in Eukaryota, Metazoa, Chordata, Testudines, Geoemydidae. The transcript has 4 exons. Bases 48 to 473 code for a protein of 141 amino acids.